GAAAGAGGUGGUUGGGAAGAAUUACCUCCCUUGUGUGUCGGACAGAAAUGUCACAUGACUUUUACAUACAACAUGGCGCCGCCAGGACCACCCCCAGCUGAAGGCCCGGGGGAGAGCGGGGAUAGCCAGACUGUUGCGACACCUAUGACAAAUGGCCCAAGUGAACCAUCGGAAAUGGCGGGUAACCAGUUGUGGGAUCGACCAUGGACGAUUGAUGAGAUCCGAAAGGGAGCCGGGAACUGGUCUCUGGCAGGAGAUUCUGGGCUACUACACUUCCUUCAGGAGUUCUCACAGAGGAUGAUCUCACGAACUCAUGAGAUAGAGAAGGAAGUGGAUGGGCUGGUACACCAGGCUAAGAUGUCCAGUGUCAGGCUUGAUAAUGUUUUCAAUGACUUCAUUAUGCUGGCCAAUACCCAGUUUGUGGAAAACAGAGUUUAUGAUGAGGAUGUGAGCCAGGAGACAACGAAACAGGAGGAGAAGAAACCUGAGGAACAGGAGAAGACACGUGAACAGAGAGAAGCAGAGUUAAUACCAAAGGUAUCGGAAGCGCUGAACUACGGGAUUAAGGUAAUUGAUGACGCCUUUGAGACGCUGGAUGUGAACGCCAUGAACUCUGACUCUGAAGAUGAAGAUAUUCCGUACAGGGCAGAUCCCAUCAUGGAACCAAAAGACCCUUAUGUGACUCGACCUUUACCCCACAUCAUCGGCACACCUCUCUUCAUGCAGGAGGAUGAUGUAGGACUUAUUGAACCUUCAUCGGAUGUAGAAUCCGAGUCCCAUGGUAGCAUAAGUGAAAGUGAAAGUGAAAAGGAUCAACCAGAGGAGAGUUCUGAAGGAGAGUAUUCCGAAACAGACAGCGAGGGAGGAUCAAGCUCUGAGGCAGAGAAACCAUCCCGGCCUGUGAAACAGAAAGUGAUACAUUCCACAUCAUCUGAGGAGAGCGAUGGAGAAGGAGACUUGUUCGGAGGAAAAGUCUCGGACACAGAGACGGAUGAGGAGACGGGGCCUGAAGAGGCUAAACCUACCCAGAAACCUGGUGGACCAGUGGAUUUCACUUCGGAACUCGCUGCAAAGAUCGGGGUUGCUCCUAAACCACCUCUAGCACAGGAGAGUGACGAGAAUGCAAGUGAAGAGCAGGCUGUGGAGUCAAAAGCCAAAGCUAAGAAGGACAGGUCAGAAUCCAGUGUCAGCAAAGGGAAGAAGAAGCAUGAUCAUAAACGCAGAGAGAGAAGCAAAAGUAAGGUGAAAGCCAAGGAGAAACUGCCUCCGGAAGAAGAUGCUGAUCCGUUUGGAGCACCCCCUGAUGGAUUUGAGGAUGACAGUUCCCCGUUCGGAGGGAAAGGGCUGUUCUCAGCCAGUAAGGGCCUCUUUGAUGAUGACGAAGACUCUAGAGGUCUGUUCGAUGACAUAGACAAACCCAAACCAAAGACAGUGGAGAAUGCACCAGAGCCUGAGGAUGAAGAAGAGGAGCCCAUUAAAGAAGAGAGCAGACCAAGAACAACGGAGCGGGAAAAAGGUACCAGCCGGCGGAGUGUCCAUAUUUGGUGCGCACCCGCAAAGGCUUCUUCUAAUGGAGAGAAGGCCAAAUCAGCAGCCACCAAACCUGUGGACAGUUUGUUUGGUGAGGACGAAGAUGAUGACCUUUUUGGGAGUCGCAGUGUCAUUACCAGCUGGAGCUGUCUCUAUGUUGGAAAUGCUCCUAACCCACUGGCUGGCUGCGCUCAAAAGAAACUAGGGGAGGAUGAAGAUGAGAAGGCGGAGCCUGAGGAAGAAAAGUCGGGAAGCCUGAAAUCCUCGCACUCCUCCAACAGUUCCCUCAACACCUGUGGAAGCCGUGAAAAGGGGAGGUAAGCCAGCCCAUCCGGCUCCAGUAACAGCCUGUUUGCGGAUGAGCCAGAGGACGACCUGUUUUCCACCAAACCGCCGCCUGUCAUGUCUUUUUUACCUCGCUACGUAAUGUCAUCCAAACCGUUUUCUAAACUUUUGUCUAACUGGGCUGCAAAAACCAACAAAGGCAACAGCCGUUCUGGCAAAUCGGCGAAGAAGAAGCCAUCUUUAUUUGGGGAAGAUGAAGAAGAAGAUGUGGAUCUGUUUGGAGGUGGAGGAGCUAAAGAGCCAGCAGCGAAGAAAACUGCUAAACCCAUGGAGAAAAAGAUGGCAGCAAAAGACAGCUUGUUCAGCGAAAACAACUCUCCAGACGAUGACCUGUUUGGUUCCAUGACGGCCAAACCCAGGGCCGAUUCUGCACGUAAGAAACCCAUUGGAGGUGUGGCCUUGUUUGGAGGGCAGGACCUUUUUGGGAAGAAAGACAAGCCAUCAGAGGAACCAGCUGCAUCAAAGGAAAAACAGGUAACGCCUGAUAAAUCUGAAGUCAGUAAGCCUUCUCCGCGUAAGAAUACACUGUCAUUGUUUGACGAUGAGGAGGGAGAAGAUUUGUUUGGGGGAGGGGUUAAGACUGUUAACAAAGGUGGAGCUAAAGUGGACAAUGCCCCUGAGAGUAAAGACGUCAAAUCUGAGACAAAGUCGAGGACAAAGAGUAAGAGCCUGUUUGAGGAUGAGGAUGUGCUGUUUGGAGGACCACAGGAGGACAACCCAUCAGUCGAUUUAUUUGGGGACACACCACCAGUUACGCCUCAGAAGACUGCUAGCAAGCCCAAACUACCUACACCAUCAAAGCCACCUGGUGGCGGGGUUAGUCUUCAAGGGGCAACAACUACGUCAACUUCCUCAGAUCUCUUUGGUGUUGAUGACAAAGAUGAGGAUUUGUUUGGAGAAAAACCCAGAACGGAGUCACAGCCAAAGGUUAAAGAUGGGAAAAUAAAUCUUGACGAUGCAACAACAACAGAGACCAGUGAUGAGCCCGAGGAGAAAAAGGAGACAGAACCUCCGAAGCCAAAGAAACCCGCUGGUGCCGUGUCCAUGUUUGGAGGUGUUGACCCAUUUGCUGAGCUGAAGAAGAAACAACAAAAAACAGAAUCAGCGAAAGUUAAAGAUUCUCUGUUUGAUGACGAUACAGAGGAUGGGUCGCUCUUUGCAAAGCCUGCAGGAAAAAAGAAACCAGAACCAGCAGCAGAUGUGGAAGGGGGAUCCAAACCUGUGGCUGCCAAGCCGAAGAAACCAGCAGGGGCAGUGUCUAUGUUUGGAGGGGUGAAUCCACUAGACGGCCUCAAACCCAGGGCAGGAAGUAAACCAGAACAAAAAAACGAUGAACCAGGAGGAGAUCUGUUUGAGAAUUCUUCAAAAGGUGACAGUCUGAAGUCGCACGACACCAAGUCUGGGUCAGCCAGUCCCUCAGCACCCCGGGGAGGAGUGGGCAAGUUAAAGUCUAACCUUCUCAUUAACCCUGCUGCUUUGUUGCCGGGGGCAGCACCUCCUCAGAAGGAGGCGGAGCCUGUUGCUGUGGGAUUUGACCAACCAGCUGAGGUGGCAACUUUGCAUAGUGAAACCAAGGAUCGUGCAAAAAUAAUAUCGCGUCGUCGGCCACAGAGUAGGAAAGCUCGCAAGCAAGCUGCCUCCUCGUCUGAUGCUGGUUUUGGUGUGGAAGAAGCCAUCACUUCACCAGAAUCAAGCCCUUCUAGUCAAAGUGCGGGAUCGCCUGUGGUAAGAUCCAAGGGAGGUAAAUCUGCCCCAGUAACAGACUUGUUUGGGAAUGAUGACACGCUGGGAGAGUCAGCAAAUGUUACCAGCAAAAGUGAUCCAAUUCUGACUUUAGGAACGGAACAGAAAAACGUGGACACUUCUGAGGAUGACAUAUUCCAGAAGGACUUUACGCGAACAGGCGGCAAAAAAUUGCCUGCUGCCAUAACAGAAGAAGACGAUGACUUGUUUGGCACAGGAACGAAAAGUAACCUAUCAAAAGCUCCCACAAAGAAAGAAGACUCCAGUGUGUCUGUUCUGAAAAACGUGAGGACUGAUUUGUUUGCUGGUAUCCAAUCAAAGAGCAGUUCAGGACUUUCUGACAUCAACACAGACCCCGUGUUAGCCAAUGAGAAUUCCAAUACAAGUAAACUUGAUAACCAAACGCCCUCUGGUGUCGGUUCUAAGGGAGAUAAACCAGUAGAAAAAUCAAAGACAGUUUCAUUGCCGGAUGACGAAGACAUAUUUGCAGAUUCCAGUAUUAUGAAAAAGAAAGACCCCAAACCCAGCACGGACACUGAAGAUUUGUUUUCUGACAGUAUUUUGAACAAACCACCGCCAAAAGUAGAAGAAAAGUUUGGUGAUGAGGACAUUUUCUCAGCUCCAGUGAAGAAAGAGAAGAAAAAGAAGUCUGCAACAAAAGAUGAAGAUCUGUUCAAAGACGACACAGAUAUUUUUGCAGAUCUUCCGGCAUCAAAACCAAAAGAGAAGAAAAAGAAGAAAUCCGCAACAGCCAAGAAAUCUGUGUUCAAAGACGAUGUGGAUGACAUUUUUGCUGAUAGUGGAGCAUCAACAAAAAGCAAGAAAGACUCAGAGAAAAAGAAGAAAUCAACAUCCAAGAAGAAAGAAGAGAUUGAGGAUAUUUUUGAUGACCCCUUGAAUGCUGCUGCACCUUAGGUCAAAUUAAGAACUAAAUAGAGUCUAUGUUUUAAUUAUAAAAUAUGGAAACUGAUUGAUUUGUAUUAAUUAAGAAAACUUCAAAUCAGCAACUUCUAAAAUUGUUUGUCCACUAAGAGAUAUACGUAAUGAAGGCUGUGUUAUUUCCAUUGAGUAAAUUGAGACUCAGAGACUGGUGUGUAAAAAAAAAUCAAGUCAUUUUACUUGAAGAAUCCACUUAAAAAGUGUCCAGUUAAUUAGAACAAAUCCUCCUUUCCAAAUUAUGUUCCUAUUAUCCUUAAUCUUUAAUGCCUAUGGCAUUAAUAAUAAUUUCGGAAAUGAGAGCUUGGAAAAUAGUUUUUUUAAAAAAUGUGUUUGGUACAAGGUAAGUUUGUAACUGCUAUAUUAUUUUGACUUUGAUGGUCAGGGUGAAUUUCUUAUUGUUUUAUUUAAAAAAUCCUUAAAUUAGAAAAUGUAGGUAUUUUCCAAUUUAGGUGUGCAAUUAAGAUGAUGGUGUUACGUUUUGAAAUUGGUAAUGUACAGCCAGUUAUUCAUUUACUUGAUUUACAUUUUAGGCCGUUCUCACGAAUAUUUCAUUUAUAAUUCUGUUUCCAGUCGUACGUGGAAAGGUCUGCCAGCAACGUGCGGAUGGUCCCAUCAAAUAAAUAAAUAAAUAAAUAGACUUCUGUUCAUACGAGGAAAUUGGAUUCGGGGAAACCCACAACGAUCUGCAGGUUGCUGGCAGACCUUCUUACAUUUGGUUGCAUUGGAAGUCAGCUGCGCAGGACCUGGGACUAAUAUAACUGUCAUGUUAGUCCCGGGCUGGACACAUGCAUGCAGCGACCACAUAGGUGGGUUGUUUUUGUUGAAAAGAUUAUGGGUUCUGCAAUCCGACGUGUCAGAUGUACACGGUUGUCUUCUACCAUCUGUUGUUUGUUGUUGAUAGAGUACUGGUGAUGAAAUCAGUUUAACAUUACAUGUUGUCAAAGUGUUGAGACAGUCCGGUGUUAUGUAUAUGUUUUACAAUAGACAAGGAGACAAAUGAUGAAGGCGUUGUUACAUUAGCUCUGUUUAUGUAUGGAAAAGCUUACAAUUGCUGUUUGUGAUAAUACAAAAUUGAAAUUGGAAAACGCCGUUGAGGUGAACUGGUACUUUUUCUUGGGGUGGGAUGCAGUGUUUAAGAUCAGGAGCCUCUCGUUCAAAGCUGUCAUAGCGUAAGUUGAUUGUAAGUUCCAUGGCAACAUAUGUUUUUAACAUUUGUCGCCAAAUAAUCAACUUCGCCUACUGUCGCUUUGUGCAAGGGUCCCAGCAACUUGAAAUGUCUUCGAGAAAACUUGUGGUAGAUGUAUGGGCACAGUCAGAUCGAUGAAAACGUUCAAAAGCUUCAUCAACGAUUAACAGCUCGUACCUCAGUUUGUCAUUGAAAUUUAGGGUCUGCGCUGGACUUAAGGCAAGUGCUUGGUACAUGGUAUUACGGCCCGCUGCAUGUAGUACGUAUGAGAGAUUCUGGGUACUUUUCAAGCCGGUAUUCUGUCACCGCUAAUGGCACAUUCGUACAGUUACGUGUCCUAAGGUCUGUUUGAUAAGGUCUUUGUAAUACUCAGAUACUACUGAACAUAAUACUGUGAGAACUAUACAAUUAUCUGUAUAAACUGUUACAAACUGAACUGUUGUUACAAAAUUCCAAACAGGUUAUAUUCUUUACAUAUAUACUAUAUAUUCUGUAUAAAUUGUUGAUGAUUAAUAUAAAGAUAUAUAGGUACGCAUCGUACAUCUAUUGACUUGAAAAUAUAAAAACGAAGAUAUUCUAAUUA
This is a messenger RNA of Liolophura sinensis, 6326 nucleotides long. RefSeq names its product WASH complex subunit 2-like. Gene Ontology annotation, molecular function: retromer complex binding; phosphatidylinositol phosphate binding. Gene Ontology annotation, biological process: retrograde transport, endosome to Golgi; protein localization to endosome. The record is from RefSeq and is a predicted model, not a curated record. NCBI's taxonomy places the organism in Eukaryota, Metazoa, Mollusca, Polyplacophora, Chitonida, Chitonidae. Gene Ontology annotation, cellular component: early endosome; WASH complex.